Amphibalanus amphitrite is the source of this 3020-nucleotide messenger RNA. It is a transcript of the gene Klc, whose product is annotated as kinesin light chain-like. Gene Ontology annotation, biological process: microtubule-based movement. Bases 439 to 2283 code for a protein of 614 amino acids. Gene Ontology annotation, cellular component: membrane-bounded organelle; kinesin complex; cytoplasm. Lineage: Eukaryota; Metazoa; Arthropoda; Thecostraca; Balanomorpha; Balanidae. The transcript has 16 exons. Gene Ontology annotation, molecular function: kinesin binding. The record is from RefSeq and is a predicted model, not a curated record.
CGGCUCGGCUACCCGCGUCACGGUGUCGGCGUUAGCCUCACCUGGCCGGAAACCGAGCCAAUCCCCGCCGGCCGGCUCCGGCUCUGUGCUCGCCGCGCGGCGCCCCAAGCCGCAGCCGUCCUCAGGUGUCUGAGGCGCCGCCGCCGCCGCCGCAGACGGGACGUGUGUGUCGACCGCGGCGGACGGCGGGCGGCGGCCGCGAUCGAUAUUGACGCCGGAGCGGCGGCGGCGGCACGGACAGCCAGCUGACUGCCGCCAGCCGCGGCAACAUCUCAGCGCUUUGUGUGCCACAAGACCCACUGUGGCGCAGUGGUGGCCGAAUCGCGACGCAUUUGGCGCCUGUGACAAUAUUGACGAAUUGGAGUUACCAGCAGUUUGGCCGGUCUCCGGGCCAGGAUUGAUCCGCUUUGAAGAAAGAAGAUAGAGUCAAUAGGCAAGAUGACGGCACAGUCGCAAGACGAGAUCAUGACCAAUACGAAGACGGUCAUCCAGGGCCUGGAGGCGCUGCGGAAUGACCACAACUCCAUCCUGAACGGCCUGGUGGGCUCGAUGAAGGCCACCGAGGAGCGCUCCGAGCUCGUCGAGGAGAAGGCCGGGCUCAUCCAGAAGAGCCUGGACACCAUUGAGCUGGGACUCGGCGAGGCACAGGUGAUGAUGGCUCUGGCGUCUCAUCUGCAGGGAGUGGAGGCCGAAAAGCAGAAGCUGCGCGCUCAGGUCCGGCGACUGUGUCAGGAGAACGCGUGGCUGCGAGACGAGCUGGCGAACACGCAGCAGAAGCUGCAGGCCAGCGAACAGCAGGUCGCCCAACUCGAGGAGGACAAGAAACAGCUCGAGUUCUUCAACUCCAUCAAAAAGUACGACCAGGACAAUCAGAACCAGGAGAGUAUGUCGGAGUCGACUGCCGAGUCGAUGGAGAAGUCGGCCAACCCGGCCGUCGAGCUGUUCCCUGACGACGAGUCUGAGGAGCGCACCAGUGGCAUGUCGCCCACGCCGCCCUCCCAGUUCGCGCAACAGGUGAACGCUGGCUACGAGAUCCCGGCGCGGCUGCGCACCCUUCACAACCUGGUCAUCCAGUACGCCUCCCAGGGCAGGUACGAGGUGGCCGUGCCGCUGUGUAAGCAGGCACUGGAGGACCUGGAGAAGACCAGCGGCCACGACCACCCGGACGUGGCCACCAUGCUCAACAUCCUGGCGCUCGUCUACAGGGAUCAGAACAAGUACAAGGAGGCGGCCAACCUGCUGAACGACGCGCUGGCCAUCCGUGAGAAGACGCUGGGCGAGAACCACCCGGCGGUGGCAGCCACGUUGAACAACCUGGCCGUGCUGUACGGCAAGCGGGGCAAAUACAAGGACGCGGAGCCGCUCUGUAAGCGGGCGCUGGAGAUCCGAGAGAAGGUGCUGGGCCGCGACCACCCGGACGUGGCUAAGCAGCUCAACAACUUGGCACUUCUCUGUCAGAACCAGGGUAAAUACGAAGAGGUGGAGAGGUAUUACCAGCGCGCGCUGGAGAUCUACGAGACCAAACUGGGACCGGACGACUCGAAUGUGGCCAAGACAAAGAAUAAUCUGGCGUCGGCCUACCUGAAGCAGGGCAAAUACAAGGAAGCAGAAGUGCUCUACAAGGAGGUGCUCGACCGCGCGCACGUGCAGGAGUUCGGAUCGAUCGGAGGCGACAGCAAGCCGAUCUGGCAGGUGGCUGAGGAGCGAGAGGAGAACAAGAGCAAGAACAAGGACAACGCGCCGUAUGGCGAGUACGGCGGCUGGCACAAGGCGGCCAAGGUCGACUCGCCCACCGUCACCACCACGCUAAAGAACCUGGGCGCCCUCUACCGACGUCAGGGCAAGUACGAGGCGGCCGAGACGCUGGAGGAUUGCGCCAUGAGGUCCCGCAAGGAGUACGGCCUGGACCUGGUGAAGCAGGGCCGCGUGCAGCAGCUCCUCAGCGGCGGAGAGGGCGGCCGAUCGGCGCGGCGCGCCGGCUCCUCGUCCGCCGGCCGGCACGCCUCGCGGGAGAGUCUGGACGCGUCUAUGCACAGCGAGCAGGGAGACGAGCCAGGCCGCAUCCGACGCUCGGGCUCGCUGACCAAGCUGCGUGCCUCCAUUCGACGCUCGUCGGCCAAACUGGUGGAUCGCAUCAAGGGCAGGGCUGACGAGACCAGCAUGAAAAGGGCAAAGUCAAUGUCCGUUCUUAGUAACUCAGAGGCUGCGGACGGACGGCCUCCUCCGUUCGGCAUUCCCCGGACAACCAGCACCGAGCAUCUGCGGCACCCGCCGGCGUCCUAAUCCGCCUCUCAUUGGCCGUCAGAGGCCACCGCUGGCGACUGAUUGGUUACCGGAAACUGCGGCCGCCGUCUGAUUGGUCGACGACGAUCGCAGUCAACGUCCUAUUGGUCGCUGGAGGCUGCAGCCGCCGUAUGAUUGGUCACUGACGGCUGCAGCCGCUGUAUGAUUGGUCACUGACGGCUGCAGCCGCUGUAUGAUUGGUCACUGACGGCUGCAGCCGUUGUAUGAUUGGUCACUGACGGCUGCAGCCGUUGUACGAUUGGUCGCUGACGGCUGCAGCCGCCGUAUUAUUGGCUGCCGCCGCCACGCUCGCACGCGAUUGGCCGACUGGCCGGCUGACCGGUAGCCGGCUGCUGGUCUGUGAUGGCCCUCCGUCUCGGGGGCCGGACUGUGGGGCGACUGCGUGUGGACUGUGGGUGGGUGUGGUCCUGCGGGGCACAGCUGUGGCGCCAACAUUCCUCGUUUACAUUGUUUUGUCGGGCCGGCGCGGGCCGCUUGUGUUGGGCGCUGAGCCAGCUUUAACCGGGCGUAGUGAUAGGAGCGUGGCUGCUGGCGGGCCGCCCGCCGCCGCCGCCGCCCCCGCCGCCGCCCCCGCCACGGGCCGCCUCCGGCACGGAGCGGCUACUGUGACGUCAUCCGACUGAGGACGGCGGUGACGUCAUACGCGUCCGCGGCAGCCCCGCUCCAUGUGCUUUUUAUGGUGGAUAUUCUGAAAUAAAUGGUUACCAAAGAUGGAG